Molecule: messenger RNA, 4088 nt
Organism: Linum tenue
Lineage: Eukaryota; Viridiplantae; Streptophyta; Magnoliopsida; Malpighiales; Linaceae
Source: the annotation of a GenBank genome assembly
AUUUUCCCCCAUGUCCAAAGACCAAAAACAAAGGUUUCUCCAGAGCAACCCUGAUAGGGCUCUGUUUUCCUACCAAAUUACGCCCGCUGCCAUUCGCCGUUCGCCAAUAUGCCCUUUCUUCGUCUUCUGCUACUGCUAAUAAAUGUCGACGACCCCUAAAACCAAAAGCCCUCUUUUCAUUUCCCUUCUCCGCUCCUUCUAUUAGAAGAAAGACGUGAUUUUUUUCUUCUUUUUUUCUGUCACUUUCCCGAGAAAAUUUUCAGAUAGAGAGUGGGGCUGCGGCGUGGAGUUCUCUAUCUGCGGGGGGAUUCUUCUUUAAUUCGUUGGCCGGGGAAUGGCGGAGAAUGGGUCUCUGCCGGACCACCUCCGGUGCAAGCGGACCGACGGGCGGCGGUGGCGGUGCGGCCGGAGGGUGGAACAGGGGAAGAAGCUCUGCGAAAUUCACCACCUCCAAGGUAAGCAUCGCUCGCACAAGUGGAAAGUCCCCGAGUCGCUCAAGAUACAGAGGAAGUACAAGAACAGCAACAAUGGCGCUCGAGUUAGGUUACCCAAGGAGGGCGACGUCGUUUUGUCGAAAUUGGGGCAGAAGAGGAAGAGGCCGGAGGGAUUCCACGAGGUAGUGAAGAUGAAGAAGAAGACGAAGACGAAGAAGAUUAAGGCCAAGAAGAACACGCUGCAAUUUGAGCUGAUUCGGAUGGCUCUGAAUAGAGCAGUCGAGAAGCGGAAAGGGCAGAGUACCAAUAACAAGAAAUCCAACUCUAAGAAUAAGAGCGGUAGUAGUGAAAAUAACAGUGGGGAAGAAGAGGAAGAAGAUGAAGAGCACGAGUUGAUGAGAGAUUUGCCUAAUGGGUUCAUGGCUAUAUCUCCUGCUAAGCAUUUCAACAAUGUGGGUUCAUGUUCAGCUUCCACAGCUUCCUGCGACGUCAAAAUUGGGUCGGAUUUGAGUUCUGGGAGACGGUUCCGGUCUAAGAACCUCGAGCCAUUGCCCAUUGGAGCUGCCCUGCAGGUUAAGGAUAUGGUGGAAUUGAAGAGAGGGAAGAAGAAGCAGAAGUGCCAUUGGUGUAGGAAGAAUGGGUUGAGUAGUACUUUGAUUCAAUGUUCCAGUUGUCGGAAGGAGUUUUUCUGUAUGGAUUGCAUCAAAGAACGGUAUUUUGAUGAGCAAGAAGAAGUUCAGAAUGCUUGUCCAGUUUGCCGCGGGACUUGUGGAUGUAAACCAUGCUCGGCAGCCCGAUUUAAGGACGGUGAAUGUGAGGAGUUCUCUAAUGGUAGAAGACAGGUGAAUAAGGUCUUGUACUUUCAUUAUAUGAUCUGUAUGCUCCUUCCAGUGCUGAAAAAAAUGAAUCAAGAUCUUGCUUCCGAAAUUGACACAGAGGCCAAAAUAAAAGGUCUAAAACCUUCCGAGAUUCAAAUAGAGCAGGCUAAAGUAAGCAGCAACCAACGUUCGUGCAAUAACUGCAAGGCUUUGAUUGUUGAUUUCCUCAGAAGCUGCCAAAGCUGCCCCUACAGCCUCUGCUUAAGAUGUUGUCGAGAUGUUUUCCAGGGGUUAGUACGUGGGAAUGUCGAUGUGCUUGUAUCUAAAUGCCCUACAAGAAGGAAAACUUUCGUUUCGGGCAGACAACAAUCCGAGAUGAUAUCAGCAUUCGCAUCAAAGAAGAGAUUCCCCGGUAGACAUUCCCGUAAUCGAAAAGCUUUCAAUGGUUGUGUUGGUAUACCUUGUCCACCUUCUGAGUUUGGUGGUUGUGGUGAUAGCCUGCUCGAUCUGAGCUCUCUUUUCCCAUUGAAUUGGGCCAAGGAGCUGGAAAAAAGUGCAGAAGAGCUUAUUGGCUGCUACGAGUUGCCCGAGACCUUGGAUAUCAACUCCAGUUGUUCGUUAUGUACUGAGAGUGACCUGGAAACUGAUGAGGUAAAGCAGUCACAAGAGGCCUCUACAAGAGAAGAUUCACAAGACAACCUGUUAUACUGUCCUACUGCAGUAGACAUUCACGGUGAUAAGCUAGAACAUUUCCAGAAACACUGGGGCAAAGGUCAGCCUGUAAAAGUCCGCAAUGUGCUUCUGGGUACAUCUGAUCUGAGCUGGGAUCCAAUUGUCAUGUUCUGCACCUAUCUCAAGAACAAUGCUAACACAACCGGGAAUACGCAGGCUAUUGAUUGUUUGGACCACUUUGAGGUGGAAAUUGGUGUUCGGCAGUUAUUCAUGGGAUCGAUAAGAUGUCCGAAAAAUGCCAAUAUGUGGCAUGAGGAACUAAAGUUGAAAGGAUGGCUUUCUCCUCAAGUAAUCCAAGAACAUCUCCCAGCUCAUUACUCCGAAAUCCUUCAUGCUCUACCACUCCCAGAAUACAUGGACCCCACUUCUGGUGUCUUGAACUUAGCAGCAGAGUUGCCACAGGAGAUCUCGAAACCCGAUUUGGGUCCUUCCAUCUACAUUUCGUACAAUAGCGGGAACGAUAUUGUAAGAGCUGAGUCAGUAUCGAAAUUGCGGUAUGAUACCUAUGAUGUGAUCAACAUUCUGGUGCAUGCAACUGAUGCACCUGUCUCGACUGAACAACUUAACUAUAUCCGCAAGCUGAUGAAGAAGAACAACGAAGAGAACCGAGCAAAUGGAGGAAGCAUCGAAGAAUUGAGAUUGCAUGAUCUGGUAGAGGAAGAAAUUCAAUUGCACAAGAAAGUUGCUCGAGUCUCUUGGUUCGCUGCUGCACAACAUGAAACCCGUGAUGAGAAACGUAACACAGUUUUCCACAAUAAUGGAGCAUGUUCAGACACCGAUUCCGACACUGAUACUGAUACCGAUACUGAAGUCUCAAAGUUCUUGUUUGUUCCAGUCAAAGGGUCUAGGACUUCAGAGCACCGAACAUCCGGAUUAAAGCGUUCGGAAACAACCUCCGAUGAAGAAUUUGUAUCUGAGAAACAUGAAGAGUCAUGCGGUGUCCUAUGGGAUGUCUUCCGUCGACAGGAUGUUCCAAAGCUCGUAGAGUAUCUACGACAGCACUCGUAUGAGUUUGUCGAUACAUAUGGUUCCAGAAAGCCGGUUACUCAUCCGAUACACGAUCAAAUUGUCUUUCUCAAUUCGAUGCAUAAGCAAAGGCUCAAAGAGGAAUUUGAGAUUGAGCCGUGGACAUUCGAGCAACACGUGGGAGAAGCCAUCAUUAUUCCAGCCGGAUGUCCUUACCAGAUUAUGAAUCUCAAGUCCUGUGUGAACAUAGUGCUGGACUUCGUAUCUCCGGAAAGUGUCAUGCAGUCCAUGCAGUUGACCGAUGAGCUUCGCCUACUUCCAGAUAAGCACAAGGCCAGGGCUGAUUGUCUUGAGGUGAAGCAAAUGGCCAUCCAUGGCAUCAGUAGAGCCAUUAAAGAGAUACGUGAGCUUACUUCUUGCACUGACUAACACUGCGAGAUGCAACUUUCAGAAUACAUCAUCGUACAAUUCCUUGAGUUUUGCUACCACAGAUGAAGUACUCCCAUCAAUGAAUAAGUAUCAAAGGGCUGUGCAAGCUCAAAUUGUUGAGAAUGAGUGGAAGAGAUUGUUCCAGUUCUGCAUCAGAGUUAUAAGCAUAUAUGUACAAUGAUUGUAUGCUUUUGCUUUCAUGGGAUUCAUAAUCUGCAAUUGGAGAGAUGAUGGAAGGGAGGUAAUUCUUGUAGACUAAAGAUCAAAGGCUAGUUAGGAUAGGGUUUCUAAAUUUUUUUGUUGGGGUACUGUCCUGUGGAUUUUGUGCAUAUGACUCCUUUUUUUCCAAGACAAUCCAUUGGUUGUACAUAUCAUUGGUGGUAGUCUUCUGAGUAAUAGUUCAAGGUUGAGUGUUAGCCAUUAGGUUGUGAUUUGGGGUUACUGAUUUCCUGGAACUCAUAUGUGACUUUGGUAAUCGUAGAGUGUAACAGAACAUAACCGCUUGUCUUCAGUCACAAAUUUUUACUGUUUUUUUGUUGUUGUUGUUGUUGUUGCUGUCUCUGUAUAUGUCUAAAUCUAAACUCAGGGAGGACACGAUGGAAAUGGAUACUUAUCCAUAUUGUGUUGUGGAAAUUAGAAUGAAUUCAUGAAUGAAGCAGCUAACAGUUGGUCACCCUCUAGCUGCUGCGAGCCAGAAACUCUUCUUGAC